Bombus terrestris (buff-tailed bumblebee) is the source of this 2884-nucleotide messenger RNA. RefSeq lists its product as uncharacterized. Bases 695 to 2356 code for a protein of 553 amino acids. NCBI's taxonomy places the organism in Eukaryota, Metazoa, Arthropoda, Insecta, Hymenoptera, Apidae. The transcript has 12 exons. The record is from RefSeq and is a predicted model, not a curated record.
ACGAAACGUGUUGUCUGUUCAUGUACCACUGUGUUGGUCGAUUAACGAAUCGUUGACAAAUAAAGUCGUUCGAAAUUGAUUUACCGAAUGUCGAUUGGCCUCCGUGGAUCUUUUUCGUUAUUAUUUAAAUAAUCAUCGGAGACGAUCGUUAAAGGUUUAUUUUUGAAUUAUUUUUUGAGAAGAAAAACAAAAGUUUGCGAGUAACAUCCUGUCUGGAAUUUGGCUCCAGCUUUGGAAUAUCGACUAUUUCUACCGAAUAUCGAUUAUUCAUGAGUAUUUCCUCCAUCUUGUGAUUUAUAUAUCAGAGGACAUUUUGAAAUUAUCUUUAAGAAGGAAGACAGGAGACUGCAGGUAAUAUCCUGCUUCGAAAUUAAUUUAAACUUUGGGAUAUUGAUUGUUUCUACUAAAUAUUCAUUGACUAUGUGUAUUUUUCUACUUGGUAAUGGAACGAUCAUAGGAAACAUCUUUGAACUAUUUCUUAAAGAAGGAACGUCAGAGUUUAAAACUAAUAACUUGCUUGAAGUUUGAUUCAAGCUUUUGGAAUGGCUUAGAUCGAAUUAUUCGUUGAAACGUCCUGAACUUAUCGAUAAAGCUCCUUCGCGUUCUGAAGUCCGACGAAACAUUUCGUCGAUCUAAGACAGAGAAGAGAUGCUGGUUUAUUAAAUUAAAGAUAAAUAACUGUCGUUUUUCAGUAAUGGAUUGCAGCGAGGAAGAGUUGACAAAAAUCAAUGUCUUUCGAUUAAACAUUCUGAUCCCACUGAUGGAGAUGUUGGACGUGUAUGCGUCGUUUAAACAAGAAUUAAGUCCAGAUGAGUUUUGCAUUCGUCUGUUUGUUAACGAAGGCUCGAGAGAGAAAUACAAUCCCCAUCACGAUCCUGUUAUGGAACGUUUCAGGAAUAUCGAAGAACUUAAGGGUUUGUCAGUUUCGUUGCAAAAUGUAGUCAUCGAUUUAUUUAUGAAUAUCGUUCGUUACACGAUUUUCUUGGAAUCAAUAAGUAAAGAUUAUCUGGAUAAACAGAACUGUCGCAAUUACAACGAUUUGUCUCAGAUCAUAGUGUUUGUAUACAUCUUAUCAUACAGAAUAUGCAGCUUGUUUUUCGAAGAUUCGAUCGAUUGCUUCGUUCGCUUUAAAGUAAAGAAAAUGUUGUCCCUCGUUGCGUAUCUUCUUCGCACGGAAACUGCCAAUCUUUUCCAUGAGAAGGGUUGCCUGACGUUCGAGGAAGAUUUCGUGGAGGGAAACCUGGUUCUGCCAUUUUUAGAGGCAACGCCAUGUUUAGAGAAACUUCAGCAGCAAUUAAAGCAGCACAUACGAAAUACGAAGAUUCCUAAAAAGGAAUUGACUACUCCUGUAUUUAUGAACGUUUUAAAUCGACCAAGAACGGGUUUGAAAGUGCCACCCGGUACACCUGAACCAAUCGAAGUAAAACAGACAGCAGCUUCGACAUUAAGAGAAUGCGCGCAUGUAAUCAACAUGGAAGAGAAAGAAAUAAAAAGAUUGAAGGCAUUAGCUGAAGGAGGUACCGAUCCAGCUUCGAUACUGAAAUUCCAAGAAGAAAGGCGUCAGCAACAAAAAGAGGAAGAAUUAUUAAAGAUACAAGAGAAACAUCUAUUGGCUUUGUUAACCCGUGAGAAUGCUUUCAUUGCGAAACAAUCGCUGUUGAACGAUGUGAAAGCGCACGCAGAAAGCGUUCGAAAGGAGAAGCAAGAACUUUACGACAAGUUAGAGAAAUGGAGAGAGAAUCACAACAGGGAGAUGAUGGAAAUCGUUGAAAGGUGCCGCGAAGUCGAACAAGCCUCUCGUGAAGCUUUCAAUGCCAUGAUCGACGAGAAAAGGCAGAAAGCCGCAGAGGUGACCGAAGAAUCGCGGCAAUUGAAAGCCCAGUUGGUCAAGCAGAGAGAGGAAGAAACUCGCAGGAAAAUUAAAUUGAUCCAAGAAAUUAAGACGCUUCAAUCUUUACGGGCAUUGCCAUCGAUCAAGGAAUUCGAUCCAACAGAAUCAAGCGGUUUGGGUCUUCUUUGUGAAAUGUCCUUGGCGGAGUUGAAAGAGAGAUUAUUUUGGAUCAAAAUGAAAUUGGACGAGGAAACAAAGGAGAGAAAAUCUGUUAUUUAUCGAGAACGCGAAAGGCAGAAAAACUUGAUCAACGAAACGAGAAAAGCGCUCGAAGAAUAUAAAGCGAGCAAGUUAGUUGUGAAACUAUUACAUAUCGCUAAUUAUUCGCGGCGUACUGUUUUUCCGUCGAAAACACGGCAACGAUUACAGCCUGUUAGCUCACCAGAGAUCGACGCGUUGCGAAAGAAACUGGAAGAACAAAAAGCACUGAGGUCACGGAAAGGAACGGUAUCUAUUUCGAAAUAAACGAAUUAGACACUUUAUUUGUUCAGAUAAAACGCUCCAAUUCCUAUAAAUUAUUUAGAAUUUAUUAUCUAUUUAUUUACUGAUUCCGUGGUUACUGUGUAAUAGUAUUAUAAAACAAAAAUGUUUUCCGAAAUUAAUAAUGUAUUACGAAUGUUGCGAAGCAAAUGUUUAAUGGUAAAGUCAUUUUUGAGAGACCAAGAAAUUGUGAAAAGAAAUCCAGAUAACAUAAAUAAAUAAAAGUGAUAUGACUAAUUUAAAUACUAAUAUUUAAAUCUCUAACUUUUGCUGAUAGAGAUUAAAAUGGAAAAUUAUGCAAAUAUUAUGCAAGAGUAAUGCAGAGUAAUGUUUAGAAGGCAACAAUUAAGUAGCAUAAACAUUGAUAAAAACGUUUAUGUUAUCCAUUUAUGUAUAUUACUUUUUAGAAAUUCCACAAUAUGAAUAUUAAGGAAGACUUAAUUGAUUUAUUUGACUAUCUUGGUAAAAUUGCAGACGCGUUUUUCUUUCUAUCUUUCGUUGUAGAUCCUACGA